Messenger RNA from Saprolegnia diclina VS20, 1473 nucleotides. RefSeq lists its product as hypothetical. The transcript has 5 exons. NCBI's taxonomy places the organism in Eukaryota, Oomycota, Saprolegniomycetes, Saprolegniales, Saprolegniaceae. Bases 1 to 1473 code for a protein of 490 amino acids. The record is from RefSeq and is a predicted model, not a curated record.
AUGGCCGACGGCAGCAGGUACCGCCAACACCGGACCCAGGAGCUGGACGAAGCUACGGACGACGCUCCAUCGAUGGACGAGGGUAGUGUGAGUGACAUCCGCAGCGACGAUGAUCCACCGACGAUUGCGCGGCUGGCUGACGAGCUUCAGCGGAGCCGGACGGGGACCGAGGGAGACCCCUUUGGUGACAGCGGCGACGACAUCGACAAGGCGAUUGCCAAGCACCGCAGCGAGCUCCAUGAGAUUAAAGCGCGGAAGCAUCGAGCACGAGGCAACCCGGUUUUUCUGAGCAUGGAAGACUUUGACGCACCUACCCCGUCGCUGUCGAGCAGCCUCGGUAGCUCGGCGUACAUUACGCCGACCAAGACGUCCCUCGCCGAAAUCGCCCAGCGCGUAGCGUCGAGCGAGCAGCGACUUCGAUCCGACCGUAUGCGUCUUACAGACCUCUCCUCGAACGAUGGUCUGCGGCACUCGCGCGGCCUUCGCUCGCCGCGGCGACUCUCGAGGUCGCAGACGUCCCCGACUCGCUCGCAGCUGCUUCUGAGCCAAAAAGCCAUUCACAAAUGGCACCCCGAUGCCAAGCGAACUCAAGUACCGAACGAUUCGACGCCGCUCGACAUGAUGUUAUCAUCGUCCGACUACGACCGACGGGCUGGCUCGUCGGCGGACGACGAGGCAAUCGCCGUGGCGGAUCGCGCGCACCAGCGGCUUCGUGCGCUCACGAAAGAGUUUGUCACAGACGACCUGCAAUCGCCUGUCUCGGAUGGCUCGCCGCCGCAACCGCGGAUGUUCACGGAUCUCCAGCGCAAGAUGGACGAUAUGAACAAGCACCUGGAGCGACUGCAAGAAGAGAAGCGGCAGCUUGAGCGCAACCAACUUGAUGCCGAGCGCCAAGCCGUUGACAUGUCCUCCUCACUGCGGAUACUCAGUGCGCAGGUGUCGCAGUUCCUCCACAACGGCGAAGCGUCCAUGCAGUCCCAGGACUUGCACACGCAGAGUCAGUACCAAGAAGACUUGCUUGACGAGCUCAAGGUCCAACGCCAACUGCUCGGAGACCUCGAGACGGAAAUGGCACGCUGGCGGCACGACGCAGAGAUGCUGGAGCAAGGCCGUGUGCUUGAGCAAGACGAGCAGCGCAGCCAACUCAUUCAGUUUGAGACGACGGGCAAGCUCCUGGAAGAAAAGGCUGACGCCCAAGCCGAGCACAUGCGACAAAUGCGCGACGACGUCAAAGCGCUACAAAAGAAGCUGGAGCUUGUUUGGGAGCGCCUGCAUGCACUGGAAGCUGCGUCCAGUGCGACUGAAGCAGCACUGCACUUACUCGACAAGGAGACGCUUCCCUCAUGGCUCGUUCCAAGCGUGCUCUUCUUAUUGCUGCUAGUGUGUGCGUGGGCAGGACGCUAUGUGCUGCGAGACGAGAUGUUUUGGCUCUGGCUCUGCGCCGUCCUCGGUUACGACUGCAUUGUCGGGUAA